CUGCCAGCCUCUUCUGUCAAAUAAUGAGUUGUCUGGCAAUUUAGCAAGCCAAAUAUGUGUUAGUGAGACUUUUUAGUUGAAUCCUCUGCAACACGAAGCUCACGAUGCAAUUUGUUCAGAUCCGACCCUUGAGUUUCGGUCAGAUCAAGAUUAACGAAUCAUGUGCUGGAGGGAUCGAAUGUUGCUGAUUUUCUGUACAGGGAAAAAGCUCCUGUUCCACUGCAUAAUGGCUCGAUGCUCGUACGCGGGUCUUCCAUUGCAUCAAACCCUUCAAAUCUUCAACAAUGCUCCAAUUAGGCGAAUGAUACAUCUACCCAAAGUACUUUACACAAAUCCUUUUGAAUCACCUGGUGUUGUUGAUGAUAUCAUACAUCAUGAUACAUGAGGACAUCUUCAAGUCAGCAUGUGGAGGCGAGCGGUGUAAAAUUCCUUCGGCGCCAUUAUUAACGUGUCGUUUGUCGGUGGUCAAAAAAGGCGCUUGUUAAUGGAUGUUUUGCCGGAUAGCAUGGGCCCGCAUGUCCCAACGCUCACGAUAAUAAUGAAGCUAGAGUAGAUAUUCGAUCGCUGGCCGCCACGCACGCGUACGGGGAUGUCUGAUUUUGGACUUCUUUGAAUUGCCUAGGAAGAAGCAGUUCGUUGCCUGAACCUCGGUAAACAGAUGCCGUACAAUGUUGUAGAGUACAUAGCAUCGCUUGGAGAAGUUGUGAGGCGUU
Molecule: messenger RNA, 713 nt
Organism: Sclerotinia trifoliorum
Lineage: Eukaryota; Fungi; Ascomycota; Leotiomycetes; Helotiales; Sclerotiniaceae
Source: the annotation of a GenBank genome assembly